Galleria mellonella (greater wax moth) is the source of this 899-nucleotide messenger RNA. RefSeq lists its product as uncharacterized. The coding region runs from base 232 to 732 and encodes 166 amino acids. The record is from RefSeq and is a predicted model, not a curated record. The transcript is spliced from 4 exons. Lineage: Eukaryota; Metazoa; Arthropoda; Insecta; Lepidoptera; Pyralidae.
CAAUGAACAUUCGAGUAUCAUUUAAACUUUAAACCACUAAUGAAACUCACAAAAAAGUGUAUUCUGAGAAUAUAAUCGAGAAGAGCCACUCAGUACUUACCCGUAAAUGCAGUGACUAGUAUGUUAUACAACAUUGCUUCCUUGACAGUAACAAGAGUUUAUUAAAAGUGGACGAUUAUUUUUGUGUAUUAUAAAACAGUGGUAAUCUCGUCAGCGAAGUUAUCGUAACUAAUGGGUUCCAGUGAAAUAAACCGUAAUAUAUUUUCAAUAAAUAUGUUAAUAAUUUGGUGCUAUUUGACUGGUCUUGUUUUGUCUUUACCAUUAAAUUUUGAAAAUGUAUUCCCUAGUCAAUUGUCAGGACUAGUUAAUAAUAUUGACCCUAAAAAAAUAAUCCCGAACAUCGAAAUACGAAUUCCAACACCAAUACUUGAGUUAAAACAUCCAUUGGAAAACAUAAAGAACGUUAAAACAUCAAACGAUUCGCAGCCACUAAUUUCCUUUAAAAAAGAAUAUACGGAGUCUCCUAGUGUAAUUGGAAACUAUAAAAAACAAGGAGAAUAUUUUGAACAAGAUUAUAAUGGAUCUAAAAAUUAUCAUGACAAUUCGAAUAUAAUUAACACAAUUACAUACGAAACGACUACUGACUAUACCACAGAUUGGAACUCGACAACAACUGACGAAGAGAUUUCUGAACGUCUUGGCGGAGCAGCAGUUGCAUCUUUGUUGGGAUAAAUUUUAUAUAAAAAGUGCAAAAAAAUCUUAAUCGUUACAUCUAACGUGACAUAUUUCGGUUUCAAGAUAAGUUUCGAAAAAUCUUGCAACAUCUUUGAGAUUAUACAUGGUGAAUUUAUUUAAUAAUUUACCAGAACUUUCAUAUUCUUCAUAAGAAAGACUCUCAA